CUGUUUUGUCACGUUUUACACAAGAAAAGCUGCCUUGGAGGCUCAGAAUGCACUGCACAACAUAAAGACCUUAACCGGGAUGCACCAUCCUAUUCAGAUGAAGCCUGCAGACAGCGAGAAAUCAAAUGCUGUGGAGGACAGGAAGUUGUUCAUCGGCAUGGUGUCGAAAAAGUGCAAUGAGAACGACGUGAGGGUCAUGUUCUCCGCCUUCGGACAGAUCGAGGAGUGCCGGAUCCUGCGCGGACCCGACGGGCUCAGCAGAGGCUGUGCGUUUGUCACGUUUUCAACCAGAGCCAUGGCACAGAAUGCAAUCAAAGCCAUGCAUCAGUCCCAAACCAUGGAGGGUUGCUCCUCUCCGAUCGUGGUCAAGUUCGCCGACACCCAGAAGGACAAGGAGCAGCGUCGGCUCCAGCAGCAGCUGGCCCAGCAGAUGCAGCAGCUAAACUCCGCCUCCGCCUGGGGUAGCCUCACCGGAUUGGGCGGCCUCACCCCGCAGUAUCUGGCAGUAAGGGGACACGCCCACCACUCGGCCACGCCCACCCAGCCCAGCGCAGCCAACGCAGCGGCAGCCGCACUCCUCCAGCAGGCCACAUCCUCCAGCAGCUUGGGAGCAUUUAGUGGGAUCCAGCAGAUGGCAGGUAUGAACGCUCUGCAGUUGCAGAACCUAGCCACGUUAGCUGCCGCGGCCGCCGCCGCGCAAAGCACGGCCAGCCCGUCCUCCACCCUGGCCUCCUCUGGGGGCUCUCUGGGAGCGCUGGCCAGCCCAGCAGCUGGUACCACGGCUACGUCCAGUGCAGGGGCCAUGGGCUCCCUGGGCUCCCUGGGCACCCUGCAGGGCCUGGCGGGAGCCACCGUGGGCCUCAACAACAUCAACGCACUAGCAGGUAGUGUCAACAUUGCUCAAAUGCUCUCAGGUAUGGCGGCGCUCAAUGGCGGACUUGGCGCAGGACUGACCAACGGCUCAGCCGGACCCAUGGACGCGCUCACGCAGGCUUACUCAGGGAUCCAGCAGUACGCCGCUGCCGCCCUGCCGACCCUCUAUAGCCAGUCUCUGCUGCAGCAACAGAGUGCAGCCGGCAGCCAGAAAGAGGGUGUGUAUUCGGGAUUUCGCUAUAUACCCUGGCUGCAGCAACAGAACACCGACGACAGCCAGAAAGAAGGUCCUGAAGGCGCCAACCUGUUCAUCUAUCACCUUCCCCAGGAGUUUGGGGACCAGGACAUCCUGCAGAUGUUCAUGCCUUUCGGGAAUGUAGUCUCCGCCAAAGUCUUCAUCGACAAACAAACCAAUCUGAGCAAGUGCUUCGGCUUCGUGAGCUAUGACAACCCAGUGUCGGCCCAGGCAGCCAUCCAGGCGAUGAACGGCUUCCAGAUCGGCAUGAAGCGCCUCAAAGUGCAGCUCAAGCGCUCCAAGAACGACAGCAAACCGUAUUGAUGGCUAGCGCUAGGGCUAAAGCUGUCUGUUAGCACUGCUAGGACUCAUCAACUCCAUGCCCGUUAGCACUUCUGCGUUAGCAUGUCUUCGUGGCCCUCCUCCGUCAUUGUUUCUGAUGUCUUUCUGAGUUCCACCUGAUCAUAACCUGGUCUUCUUCUGCUGACCUUUCAACUUUGAACCUUAGCUUGACCUCUUUGGGAAAAAAAGAACAAAAAUAUAUUAUAUAUACACAAACACACCAGUUUUUUGCAUGUGACCUCAUUUAGGCUUCUUGUCGUUUUUUUCCCUUUCUUUUGUGUCAUUUUUUAAAGUAUGAAUUGGAGGGAAGGGGGAGGGAGGGGGAAAGUGGAUGGGGGGGAUAAAUUAAUUCAUCAAUGUGAAAAACAAAUGCCUAGCUGCAUUCACACGAAAGACUGAAAACUGCUUCUACGACGAGUACAUUAUACCACAUACAAAAGUUAUUACAAGUGACGAAAAGCAAAUCCUGUGGCAACAUAAUUUCAGAUUGUUUUCUUUCUUUCCGUUCUAUUUGUGUGAUUUACAUUUUUUUUUUAAAUCAUCUUUAGUUUCAUUAUUUUCCUGUUAGCAGUUUUAUUUUUCUUAUUUUCAUUUUAUAUUUUUAUUUUUUAUGCUUAAAGUAAACUUGAACGUUUUAAUACAGAGGUUUGGCAGGGGUCUCCACCCCCCAGUCUCACCCCUGCAAAACCAUACGAGACUGGGUUGCCUAUGCCCAUUCCUAUGGAAACUAGACUACUUCCAAGCAUUUUCAUUUUCUUUUUUCUUUUUUUAAGCUGAAAGGGUUUGGGGUUACUGUCUAACAGAUGUGUUUUCUCUCGAGUCUCCGUCUCUCUCCAGGAGUCUCGUUCAUGGUUUCCUACAUUUUUCAGGCAGUGUAAAGUUUUUUGAUAAGUAAGGAGGCCAUUUUACAUGGCUUGGUUUUCUCAUUUUAAACAAGUGGGGGAAAAAACAAAAGUUAUAUAUAGAACCACUUUUUUCUAGAGUAGAGGAGUAAAAAAAGGUUAUUAAAAUGAAAAAAAAAAAACAUGUUAAAAAAGACUCACCCUGUUUCGGGUAGGGGUGUAUGCUACCUACGUAUGUAUGUCACCUUUUUUGCUGACCUGACCUACAGUUGGACAAUCCAUGGUUAAAAUGCACACGAAAUGACCUAUAUUUUAUACUACUCAGAUGUACAGAGGUUACAAAAAACAAGAGAGAAAGAGAGUGAUGAAGAAAGGAUAUGAAGAAGAUGAAAAUAAAUAAAUAAAUAAAUAAAUAAAUACAUUUUAGAAGAAAAAAAACAAAGUUUGUGUUAACCCACGUCAGCGUCCGGUGCUUCACGUGAACCCAGCCGUGAUGUCAUCACUCAGUCUUACAGUCUGUAAAUGUCAAAUGUUUUUUGGAAAGAGAAGACUAACAAAAAAUCAGCUUACUUGAACAAUAGACAAAGCCUUUCAUAAUACUAAUUAUUAUGAUUAUUAUUAUUACUAUUAUGAUUAUUAUGAUUAUUACUGCCUCUCCUGCAGUAUAAUUGUUCUUUUUUUAAGUCCCUAUUUGCUAAAAGUUUUCUCGUUGAGUCAUAAAUUAGCUACAUAAAAUUUUUGAGAAAAUAUACAUUAUAUUAUAAACAAUGUCAGCUUGUGAAUCAUCAGUGUAUGUGUGAUCAGAUCUUGUUUAAUUAUUUUAUUUCUAUUUUCUUUGUUUGUUUUUUGACUCUAUUGUUAGGAAAAAACAAUAUUUAGGAGUGUUUUUUGUUGUUCGGCAAAAAAAACAAAACAAAUGUGAUUUAAAUGUUUUUGAUUACUUGUUUAUUUUUGUUUUAUUUUCUUUUUUUCGAAAAAGAAGUCUUGAGUGGAGUUGUUAGUGCCAAACUCUGAAGGUACAGUACUUCUUGCCUGGAGCCUCUGUUCUGUAAUAAUCGUGAAAUUAUUUGAUAACAUGGGUAUUUCAUUGCCUUUGUGCUUUCUAUGGAUCCCACAUAUUUAAUGACAUGGA
Messenger RNA from Alosa sapidissima (American shad), 3424 nucleotides. RefSeq names its product cugbp, Elav-like family member 2 (gene celf2). The coding region runs from base 80 to 1432 and encodes 450 amino acids. NCBI's taxonomy places the organism in Eukaryota, Metazoa, Chordata, Actinopteri, Clupeiformes, Clupeidae. Gene Ontology annotation, biological process: regulation of alternative mRNA splicing, via spliceosome; mRNA splice site recognition. Gene Ontology annotation, molecular function: mRNA 3'-UTR binding. The transcript is spliced from 13 exons. The record is from RefSeq and is a predicted model, not a curated record. Gene Ontology annotation, cellular component: ribonucleoprotein complex; nucleus; cytoplasm.